Messenger RNA from Polypterus senegalus (gray bichir), 5019 nucleotides. RefSeq names its product KH and NYN domain containing (gene khnyn). NCBI's taxonomy places the organism in Eukaryota, Metazoa, Chordata, Cladistia, Polypteriformes, Polypteridae. Bases 1309 to 4446 code for a protein of 1045 amino acids. Gene Ontology annotation, molecular function: RNA endonuclease activity; mRNA binding. Gene Ontology annotation, cellular component: cytoplasmic ribonucleoprotein granule; nucleus. The record is from RefSeq and is a predicted model, not a curated record. The transcript has 8 exons.
UUAGCUCGGCGGCAGCAACAACAUUUCGAGAGUCAGGAACUUCCAACCCUGCCCUCACCGUGACGUCACUGGAAUUCCCCUCAAAGUGACUAACGCGAAUGGUUAAGUCAGGGGCUGCAAGUUUCCGCGUAUUCUUAAGUAAACGAGAAAGAAAAAACGAAAACAAGAGGGCCAGAGUUGGACUCGUUUCAAGGAGCUUUAUUUACUUUCGGUGGCGUCUACUCCGUAAGGAAACGUACUGUAGAAGGAGUACACUGGCGUAUAGCUGUGCUGGCUGCAUUGGUUACGAUAAGAACAACAAACACAAUGCGAAGUCGCUUCGAGGACUGGGUGCUUCCAUUGUAACCGAGGGAUCGCACAGGGCACUGCAGUGCAAAGGGCCAGUGCUCGCCUCCGACUCGCUUUCUUUUUCGUUUUAUGCCUUUUAUGUAAUUGACGAAUUAAGUUUAUUGGCCCCGUUUUGAGCGUCUUUAAAGUCCAUUUGCAGCGCGCUAACCCUUUCCGUAUUCUGGCCGUAACCGAAAAGGUAAGCUCUGUCUGGCUGUAUUUCAGUUCUGUUGAACUCGGCAGCACAUGCACGUUCAGGACGCUUCUUUCUUUCGGUAUCGUGGUCCACACUUAGUAUUUGUAAGUUACUUUAUAGGAAUCACUUUUUAAUUCGUUUUGUUAUUCUUAAUUCCGGUUAUCUUCCAAGGCUCUGUUCGUCGCUGAACGGCUAAGGGAAGAGCCUGCGUGACUGGCGCCUCUCGGCGGCCUCACUCGCCAACCAGGUGCGCACUUUGAACGACCCGCGACCCUCGGAUAAGCUUAGCCCAACCUGCCGCUUUUUUCAGUUUUCCCUGUGCAUUGAAGUGUGUUUUCAUGUUCUGUGUGUAGUAAAAACUCACUAAGUUCUUAACGGUGUUUUAAACACAGUUUUAAAUAAUUGGUUGUAGUUGUUUUAAACCUGAUCUUUUUACCUUUUAACCUUUAUGCUUCCGUCUGGUUUCUUAAAUCGGAACUCGUUUCCUCAUCAAGGUUUUCAGUUUUGCUUGUCUCGUCAUACGAACCGGAUUAAAACUUCAGCCCUGGAUGGAUUUAUAAUUUUGGUGAGGAUUUACCGGACAUCUUUAUUCUAAUUUACGCUCAUGUAGGCUUUGAUGCCCAUGUGCCUUCAGUUUCAUAAAUACGGCUGAACCUGACAGUAUUUAAACAUUUCAAAUGGAUGCAGUUCACUUUCAUAUCCGCCUCUAUUGAACUGUGCGCUGCACUAUAUGGAUGUAUCUGCCCUAAGCCUUGCUGUUGACGGCUGGAAAUACUUUUGGAAUAAUGAACGAAUAUUUUAACCAGGAUGGCAACAACUUUUUACAAAACCCGGAUCGAUUUACACCUGAUCCGAGGCUGCAAUGCAUCACUGAUGAUUUUACAGCUCCCGCUGCAUCCCAGCAGACCAUCUUCACUUACAAGCCUCAGGUGGAGUCGGUCUUCUCGGUCACUUUGAACAUCCACCAAAGACAAACUGUUGAUGAGGAUCCAGAGGAGGAGCAGUUGGUGGGUGUCAUGCCCUCCAGUCCUUACAGAAAAAGCAGAGAGCCAAUCUGGCUGCAGCUGCAAGGAGAAAGAGCUGAUGUAGACUCUGCCAAGGGAUUCAUCAAGGGUCUGUGUACUACAGAGCUGCAAGAAGAAGUCAACUACCCCAGAGAUCUUCAUUGUGUAUUUAUUGGUGCUCAGAGUUUAUUUAUGAACUGUUUGAUUAGGGCAACAUCUGCUUUUAUCAUGGUUGGGUCUCAUGGAUGCCUCUUGGUUUCUGGCCUAAUAGAACCAGUGGUGAUGGCUCGGAGUUGGAUUACAAGCCUUAAAGAAAAGUAUAGUCAAAAUCAGCGUCUACCAGAUGAUCGUGAGAUACUUAUUAAAAAGAAGUUUAAAACCUUGAUAGAAAAAUAUGAUGACAAACACUCCAUUGAUCUUCUUUUGCUUCCCAGUUCAGUAAAGGAAGAUCUUCUUGAGCUGGUUGAAAGAUUUUACAAGAUACACGAGGAAGCAGCAAAUCAGAUGUCAAAUCUGAAAGAGUCGUCAAUCCAGAUUCUUUGUAAUCGUGCAUCUGCACCAAAAUAUCGUCAGUCAAAUGUAGAGGACUUGCCAUGUGAAAAUCGGGGUACUGUGGAGUUUAUUCAACAUGCAAAUCUAGACCACUUUGCACACUUGACUCUUGAUAAAAAUGUAAAUAAUUCUGAAAUGUCUAAUGAUCGUAUUCCUACUGAAAGUAUUGACCCCAUGUGUUUCCCAUGUGCAGGAGCAGCUAAAGAUUUUUCACAUUCUUCCGAAAAUGUACAACAUAAGUCAAAUCCCAUAACAAAUGUGUACCCUUGUUUGACAGGUUUAAAAGAUACUGUUGCUUAUUCCACACCUCAGAAAAGUCCAGAAAAGAUCCAUGACAAUAAAGAUAGCCAUCCAUCAUCAGGAAGUGACAAUGAGACAAAAAUUCUUUUAACUUUCUUUACAACCAUGGGUUACCAAGAAGAAGUAGUAGGAAAGGUUUUAUCCAGAGCUAGUAAACUGGAGGUCUCACAAAUUUUAGACAUGAUCCAACAAGAACAAGAUAAAAAUUCUGACCUGGGGAUUUCUUCAGAAAAUGUUGAAAAUUUAGCAUUAGAAAGAGAGAAUUCAUCUGAAAGCAGUUUAAAUGUACCGAACUCUUGCACAUCUGUCAGUGAGGACUUCAUUCUAAGUGUUAUUAAGACUGCGGCUAAGAGCUGUGGCUACUCUGAACAAGAGCUUUUAGAAGUCUAUGGAAAAGGAAAAUCCACUAAUGAGUUGCUUGUACUGCUGCAUGCAGAUAAAGGAAAAGAAAGUCCUUCAUCCAAAACUACAGAGCACAUGCUCUUAACCAAUCCAUCUCCAGGUACUUGUUAUCAGGUGCCUGUACAAAAACCACUGGUUUUUAAUACUUGCGACUCUUUGACUUCUGGAAUGAUACACUCCAAAGGGGUUAUUCCUGAAAGAACUAGAGAAUGGACCGAUUACAAUAGCAAGAUGUUUUAUGAAAACACUAAUCAAGUUACUCGUGGAAAGGUGACAUACUCUGAACUCCCUCUAACCAAGCCAUACGGUAAUGCAGAAGAAGUUCCAGAUGAUCAACAAAUAUUUUAUGAUUUAAAUUCUGGAAAUCGCAUCACAAACUCUUUGACAAGAAAGCAUAGCCUGAAUGAAGCUACCCAGGAACAGCAGGUACUCCAAUAUAAUCUUGUGCCAGGGGAUAAUUUUGGGACCUGGACACAAAAUGACUCUUUUGCUUACAAAUCUAGGUUAGAUUUACAGAAAGCAAAUUGCCUUGCUUUGGCUCCCACUAUCAAAGGACCCCCCCAAAAUGUGUACCAUUCUUCACCCACUAAAAGUGCUUCAGAAAAAAAUAGUCCCAGGCUGUUCCCGCAUAUAGAACAGGAGUUUCCAAGCAUUCAUGGGAAAAGCCCUUCCAAUAACUCUGUGAAACGCAAGGACAGGAAGAGGGAGGAUACCAAAGAGACCAUGAGCCAGAGGGAGACUGCAGUGGUGACUGGUCAGCAAAGGUACCUUGAGUUUAUUCAGACCCCAUUUGAACUUCAGCUGACAAAUUCUCCGGGAAUUCCUGACCUUCGACACAUCAUUAUUGAUGGCAGCAAUGUGGCAAUGACGCAUGGCCUGGGACAGUACUUCUCUUGCCGAGGAAUUGCAUUAGCUGUGCAGUACUUCUGGGACCGAGGACAUAGGGACGUGACAGUAUUUGUACCCCAGCAUAGACAAAAAAAGGACGCUAAAGUAAAAGAACAGAAAUUUCUCACAGAGUUACAUAAACUUGGGUUACUGUCUUACACUCCUUCCCGGGAGAUAGAAGGCAAGCGGAUCAGUUCCUAUGAUGACAGAUUUAUGUUACAGCUAGCUCAGGAGAAGAAUGGAGUUAUCGUUACCAAUGACAACUUCCGUGAUUUCAUGGAUGAAUCACCUGAGUGGAUCAGCAUUAUAAAAGACAGACUUCUCCCAUAUACAUUUGCUGGUGACCACUUCAUGGUGCCAGAUGAUCCUCUGGGUCGUGAAGGACCUCAUUUAGCAGACUUUCUUUCAAAGAAGACCAGGAAAGCAAUUAUCAGCAGUCACUCAUUUGCUGGACGGCCAUCUCCACACCAGCCGAGUCAACGGAGAUCACACACUGAAGUUUAUCAGCCUCAAAGCCGCCAUCCGCCAUCUGGACUUGGCCCUCAAGGAUUCGGUCAGCACCACAAAAAGCAGCAGGUCUUCAAAAGGGAAAAGGGGGAAGAACACCGGACCCCCCAGCAGACCGGGGCCUUGAAGUCACAGUUGCUGGAGAUUUUCCAAGACCAGGAGGACAUGCUGGACAUUGUACUGAACUGCAACCCCACUCUCAAUGACAUUAACAAGCUGUCGGAAAUGAUCCUGAACUUCCAGGCAUCCACAAGUAGUAGAAACGGCUGAAUCUCAUUUGAGAAAGCAAGACGUUCGUCGUGUCUUUGUGCCACAAUGCAGGCGUUUUAGCAAAAGAAGCUGCAAAGUCACCUGAUAACUCCAGUGCCGAUUACAACACACAAGGUCAGCCGUCCUUUAGCUGUCAUUAGUGGCACAUCCACAAGUGCCAGUGGCCUUCAGUGACAAAUGUCAGCUCCUUGUCACCGAUGACAGCUGAUAAAGGGAAGAACUUCAAGGUCCUCCUCGAGAUGAAGAUGUGUGAAUAGAAAGUCACCGGCUUUACAUUUCUCCUGUUUUCUGAAAUUUCGAUUCACAGGCAGGGCGGGCGCACGUUUUCAGUGUAAAUCGGCACGUUGCAACUGUAGGGUUUGUAUUUUGUGCUGGGACGACAUUAUUCAAAAUGAAUAGCAGACUUCGAUGAAAACCUGACAUGUUCUUACACUUUUGUAAAACUGUGAUGAUCUUCAUUUUUACAAGCAGUUUUAAAAGAAAGCUGUACUUUAGUGUGAAUUGCUGUAUAAUUGUUGAAAUGUGUAAAUUGAUGUAUUUUUAAUUAAAUAAAACACCACUAUAUUUAUUGCA